This is a messenger RNA of Castor canadensis (American beaver), 1176 nucleotides long. It is a transcript of the gene Rac1, whose product is annotated as Rac family small GTPase 1. The record is from RefSeq and is a predicted model, not a curated record. Gene Ontology annotation, molecular function: GTP binding; GTPase activity. NCBI's taxonomy places the organism in Eukaryota, Metazoa, Chordata, Mammalia, Rodentia, Castoridae. Gene Ontology annotation, biological process: small GTPase-mediated signal transduction.
ACCCCGCGCCCUGCCGCCCGCACCCUUUUGCCCUCCGUUUCCCGCGCCCGCUACUUCCGUCUCAGCGCCCGGCCGCCGCCGCCGCCGCGGCCCAGCGAGCGGCCCAGAUGCAGGCCAUAAAGUGUGUGGUGGUGGGAGACGGAGCUGUAGGUAAAACUUGCCUACUGAUCAGUUACACCACCAAUGCGUUUCCUGGAGAAUACAUCCCCACCGUCUUUGAUAACUAUUCUGCCAAUGUUAUGGUAGAUGGAAAACCAGUGAAUCUGGGCCUGUGGGAUACAGCUGGACAAGAAGAUUACGACAGACUACGCCCCCUCUCCUAUCCGCAAACAGAUGUAUUCUUAAUUUGCUUUUCCCUUGUGAGUCCUGCAUCAUUUGAAAAUGUCCGUGCAAAGUGGUAUCCGGAAGUGCGACACCAUUGUCCCAACACCCCCAUCAUCCUUGUGGGAACGAAACUUGAUCUUAGGGAUGAUAAAGACACGAUCGAGAAGCUGAAGGAGAAGAAGCUGACUCCCAUCACCUACCCUCAGGGGCUAGCCAUGGCUAAGGAGAUUGGUGCUGUAAAAUACCUGGAGUGCUCUGCUCUCACACAGCGAGGUCUCAAGACAGUGUUUGAUGAAGCUAUCCGAGCAGUUCUCUGCCCACCACCCGUCAAGAAGAGGAAGAGAAAAUGCCUGCUGUUGUAAAUGUCCCUCGUUCCUCAUUCUUGGUCCUGUCCCUUGGAAUCUUUGUACGCUUUGCUCAAAAAAAAGUGGAGCCUUCGCACUCAAUGCCAAGUUUUUGUUACAGAUUAAUUUUUCCAUAAAACCAUUUUGAACCAAUCAGUAAUUUUAAGGUUUUGUUUUAAAUGUAAAAGCUCAAACUCCGUUCUAUUAAAAUUUACCCCUAAAAUGACAAACCUUCUUAAAGCCUUAUUUUUCAAAAGCCCCUAUUCUUACUCAGAUUAAGAGUUGCCAAAAUACCUUCUGAACUUAAGUUGUGUUGUGCUGAGAACACUAAGCACGAAACUGCUGAAAGACCCUUCCUUGUCUUUACGAAGACUGCAGCUCCUGGCGGCAGGAGGCGAGCACUGUCCGGGUAAUUUUCAGAGGUGUGGAGCAGCUGGCCUCCUUGACGAAAUGUUGCCAUGUAACUCGGCAGUAACUUCCCGGCCUGCCCAGCCGGUGCUCAUUACCU